AUGAAAGUACUUUGGCCCCAACAUGUUUUUAUCAUCCGCGGAAACCAUGAAUUUAAAGAAAUUUGCUCUGAAGGUGGAUUUCUUUCCGAAAUUCAGUCUAUUUAUGGAAAUACGAAUGUUGCAAAGCAUUUCUUUUCUGCUUUCGAAAUGAUUCCUUUGGCAGCUUUAGUCCAAAACAAGAUUCUUUGCAUACAUGGCGGAAUUGGACCUAAUGUAGAGCAAAUAUCUGAUAUAGAAAAGGUCUCAAGGCCUUUGUGCGGCUUUAACGAAGAAAUUUCGAGUUCAAUAUUAUGGUCAGAUCCAAAUGAAACCAUACAAUUUUUCAGUCCAUCACCAAGAGGUUCAGGAUAUAUCUUUGGCCAGAAAGCUUUCAUGAAAUUUCUGACUCAAAAUAACAUAGAUUUAGUUGUUCGAGGCCAUGAAUGCGCAGAAGCUGGCAUUACAAUGCACUUUGCAAAACGGUUGCUUACAGUCUUUUCCGCUUCGAAUUACUGCGGGAUUUCUCCAAAUAAAUCCGCUGUUUUGGCAAUUUUGGGGAGUGGGCUAAGAAAAGAGGCUACUGUAUUCCUCCCUCUAAGGUUUAUCAAGCGAAACCAAGCAAUAUUCGUUAAAAGUCAGCAAGAAAACGUGUUUAAGUUACCACAGGACGUAGUUGAGGAGAAGAUGGCCAAAGUUUCUUUGCCAACGCUAUCCAACCAAAUUAAAUCAGAGUACAGAGGCAGUGGAAUGCCACUUCCGAGAAAAUCAACAAAACCAAGAAAGAAUUUUAUGCAGGAUAUCAAACCAGACGUUCAUUUGUCGAAGAGCAGGUCGUCAGAGAGCAUGAUUAUGGAUAGAAGAGCUAAUUCAUCCAUUUUUUCACUUUCUGCAACAAAAGGAUUGUAUCAUUCAGCAAAAUCGUCAGAAGUCUGGAAAGACUUAUAA
Messenger RNA from Trichomonas vaginalis G3, 924 nucleotides. Its product is annotated as serine threonine-protein phosphatase family. Gene Ontology annotation, biological process: peptidyl-serine dephosphorylation; double-strand break repair via homologous recombination. Lineage: Eukaryota; Parabasalia; Trichomonadida; Trichomonadidae. The record is from RefSeq and is a predicted model, not a curated record. Gene Ontology annotation, cellular component: cytoplasm; nucleus. Gene Ontology annotation, molecular function: protein serine/threonine phosphatase activity. The transcript has a single exon. Bases 1 to 924 code for a protein of 307 amino acids.